CACUCUCCUAUCUUCAAACACGCCUCCGAACAAGUCCGAAGUGAUUUCUCUUUGGAGAGAGGCUCCCGGGACCCAUACAUCUCGCGUGUGCAUUGUGGGUGGGUGGGGGCCAGGUGCCGCUGUUCCCCUCGUCUCCCCGCAGGCAAGACCCUGGUGGUGGUGGAGAGCGACGUCUAGCCACAGCCAAGCCCGCUCCGGCCAAGCGCUCCCCGUUUUUCUGCAGGACUCCCUAACGCGCUCCGCGUGCGCCCCCCUCGCCGGAGCGCGCGGCGGCGGCGGCCCCUCCCUCCUCCCUCUCCCUCUGCCUCCUCCAGCCAGUAAAUCCGAUCUAGGCCGAUUCCUCUCACGUCAAACCACAUGAUCCCAUAAAACAUUCAUCACCUUUCAGUCCCCCCGCCGGAGCAGCCGAAACCAGCCUCGCCAGCGCCGCCGUCCCUCCUUCUCCGAGCCCCGGAUCGCGCGCCCUUUCCCAGCUGGGAAAGCCUCGCCACACAAAAAACAACUACCCGCUCCUCCCUACCCUGACGCCGGGAGGGCAAGACCAGCAGAAGCGGAGCCGAGGCAAAGCAGGGCGGACGCGCUCGGUGGAUCCAGCGCCUGCCUCUUUUCUCCUGCGUCGCAGCCGCCGGCGCGUUGGUGUGAGCCACAGCGCGCGGGGCGUCUCCUCCCUCAGUCCCUUCUGCCUGGAUGCUGGCUCCUCCGGCCGCAGGAGCGCUCCGCCUCGCUAGCCCGAUGAGCCAGGCGGGCAUCGGGCUUGUCGCCGGUAAAGGCAGCAGCAGCAUCCCCGUCGUCGUGCCCGCGCCCGGGUGGAAGUUUGCAUGAGGCUCCGCUGCGUUUCUUUUGGGAAGGAUUUGCCGCUGCGUCCCCCCCGUUGCCCUCCGAGCCGUGCCUUUCCCGAGCCCCUAAAAUGAAGAGGGCGAUCGCUGAAGGAAGCAAACUGCUAAUUUUGGUGCUGUGCUUGAACUUCCCGUCGGAAGCGGAAUCCUGCCCAGGGGCUUGCGUAUGCUACAGCGAACCCAAGAUCACCAUCAGCUGCCAACAGCAAGGACUUGGAGCCAUCCCCACCGAAAUCCCCAUCCAGACUCAGCGUAUCUUCCUCCACAGCAACAAGAUCACCGUGAUCCGUUCCACCAGCUUCACUUCCUGCCGGAACAUGUCCAUCCUCUGGAUCCAUUCCAACAACAUCAGCCUGAUCGAACCCGGGGCAUUCUACGGGCUCGACAAGUUGGAGGAGCUGGACCUCAGCGACAACACCAACCUGAGGUCCAUCAACCCUUCCACCUUCCAAGGCCUUGUCCACCUCCAUACCUUGCACCUUGACCGUUGUGGCCUCCUGGAGCUCUCCACGGGGCUCUUCCGGGGGCUCUUCUCUCUGCAGUAUCUCUACCUGCAGGACAACAGCCUGCAGAACCUCCUGGACGACACCUUUCUGGAUCUUGCUAACCUCACCUAUCUGUUUUUGCACGGGAACAGAAUAAAGAGUUUGUCGGAAAACGUGUUCCGGGGGUUGAUCAACCUGGACCGGCUCCUCUUGCACCAGAACCGGGUCAGUGUGAUCCACCGCAGGGCUUUCCACGACCUGGGCAAAGUGAUGACCUUGUACCUUUUCAAUAACAACCUGACGGUGCUGACGGGAGAGACGAUGGCUCCCUUGGUCUCCCUCCAGUAUCUCCGCUUGAACGGCAACCAAUGGGUUUGCGACUGCCAAGCCCGGUCGCUCUGGGAUUGGUUCAAGCAGUUCAAAGGGUCUUCUUCAGAACUCGAGUGCCACCUGCCCGCUCACCUGGCAGGGAGGGACCUCAAACGGCUGCAGAGCGCCGACCUGGAGGGAUGCGUCGACUCUUUCAACCAGAUCAGAACAAGCGUCUUUAGCACUAAGACCAGGACUGGCAAAUUGCCAACCGCCGACCCUCCUCUAAGCCCCCACGAUGGCGGGCGGAAAUGCUGCCAGCCGGAGAUGGAUAAGUCUUUUAUUUAUGAAGCCAAAGCCAAGGCAGGCCCGUCUUCCCACAGCAGCCGGGCCUCCUCCAACAACCCCCUCAAGGAUAAGGAAAACAUCGCCAAAACUAAGCCCCAGGUGGAGACGGACCCCUCUAAAAACAGCAGCAACAAACAGAUCAAUGACUCCCCCUUUGGGACCUUCCCCAGUGCAGUGGACCCUCCACUGACCAAUUUGAAACCUGAGUUCCUAGGCCCCAUCGAACCUUCGACAGUCCCAACCAAAAGGAGGCAGGGGUGUUCGAAAAAGAACAAAUCCAGGUCACAGUGUCGCAUAGCUCAGCCCACGCAAAGUACCACCUCACGGCUAAUCCCCAGCCUAUCGAUCACCCUGUUGGUGUGGAGUCUAUUCUGGUCCUGUUGAAACAACAGCAACAUGUCUCUUGUUUCCCUCCCACCCCUUUCCUCGAGGAGUGAUACUUUAAUCCCAGGACUUUUGCUUAAAAAAAUAUAUAAAACCAUUAAAAAAAUAAAAACAUAAAAUCACUUCCACAAACAAGAAGAAAGUUAAGCCCAGAGGGGGGGGGGGGGAAAUACAAAACAAAAACAAAACUUGGUUACACUACAAGUUAACUGGAUGCCUUUAUAAAAACAAAACGUUGUACAUAAUUUAUUUGUUCCUCCUGAAAUUUAUGUGUUUUAAUUUUUAAUUAUUAUUAUUAUUAUUUUUUCGUCCUUGGAACUGCACUUGCCCAUGAGAGUCUAUAGCCACAGCUGAUGGUUAAUAAGGAAAAAAAGAGAGAAAGAUUUACCUAUGGAAAAAAAUAAAAUAAAAUAGAAAAAAAAUAAAAGAUGCAAAUACGCCAUUUUCAAAAUGUUUUCCAAAGUGUUACUUGUAAUUUGAAACCAUCCUUGAAUGAUGUUGCAAAUACUGGUACCCCCCUACCAUUUGAAGAGGUGACACAACGAUUUCAUUGCGGCUCCUGCAUUUCCGAUUCCUGCAAUUUAACCAUCUUUCCACCUUCAUUAUUCCGCCAUGUUUACAGGGGCAUUUGUUAAAGAAUGCAUCCCUUUUCAUCCCCUCGAGACUGCAGUAUAUAUAUAAAUUAUAUAUAUAUAUAUAUAAAAGAUAUGCAUUUUAUUUUACUUGUGUACAAGUUCAACAAUGACAAAAAAGAUAUGAAAUAAAGGUUUUCUUUUCUUUU
Messenger RNA from Podarcis muralis (Common wall lizard), 3143 nucleotides. RefSeq names its product reticulon 4 receptor (gene RTN4R). NCBI's taxonomy places the organism in Eukaryota, Metazoa, Chordata, Lepidosauria, Squamata, Lacertidae. Gene Ontology annotation, molecular function: ganglioside GT1b binding; protein binding; ganglioside GM1 binding. Gene Ontology annotation, cellular component: external side of plasma membrane; plasma membrane. The record is from RefSeq and is a predicted model, not a curated record. Gene Ontology annotation, biological process: positive regulation of Rho protein signal transduction.